Messenger RNA from Melanotaenia boesemani (Boeseman's rainbowfish), 2977 nucleotides. It is a transcript of the gene zmat1, whose product is annotated as zinc finger matrin-type 1. The transcript has 7 exons. NCBI's taxonomy places the organism in Eukaryota, Metazoa, Chordata, Actinopteri, Atheriniformes, Melanotaeniidae. The coding region runs from base 38 to 1831 and encodes 597 amino acids. Gene Ontology annotation, molecular function: nucleic acid binding; zinc ion binding. The record is from RefSeq and is a predicted model, not a curated record.
ACAUUAUUGCGCAUGCGCUAAACAGCUAGGGAAAAGGAUGGAGGAUUCUAGCGUCUGUAUUCCGCAAACUGCGGAGUCAGACCCCCAAAAUAACACUGCCAGUACCCCUAACGCGGCUUCUGUCGUAGAUCUUGACAAAGUAAUAAACACUAAAAUUGAUAGUACUCAGGUUGAAGGGGAAAGGAGUGAUGAGGAGCUACUAAAGGGUCUCCUCACUGACAAUUAUUGCCAUGUGUGUUGUUCUGAGCUGCUAUUUGAGUCUCACCGCCUGUCUCACUACAAGGGAAAGAAACAUGCUCAGAAAGUCAGGGUAUUCCUAAAUGCUGUAAGAACAGAGAAGGCCAAGGGAUCCCAGCAGACUAUGCCUAAUGAUAAAAACCGUUUCUGUGAGCUGUGUAACAUGGUGUUUAGUUCCCAUGUCGUGGCGAAAUCACACUAUGAAGGCAAAGUCCAUGCAAAAAAUCUUCGUAAACAAAGUCUUCAUCCACCAGACAGAGACCCAGAAGCAUGUACUUCACCAAGUCUCACUCAGGAUCCGGACAAAUUUGACCAGAAAUCCUCCCCAGAGGGUGACACGGAGCUUUGUGUGGACCCAACAGAUGACUCUGCUUCCCCUAGCACAGAUGUUGCUCUCACGGAUCCUAAAAAGUACUGCUCCCUUUGUGCUGCCUCCUUCAACAAUCCCCAGAUGGCCUUCCAGCACUACAAUGGACGCAAACACCAGAGGAUUCAGGCGAGACAGGACUUGCUCAAAGAGCUCGGAGAAGAUGUGCAACAAGCCAGCUACCUAAUGUGUCAUAUGUGUGGUGUGCUCUUACACUCUGUGGAGACGUAUCAGGCUCACAUGCAGGGUAACAAACACCAGAUCAGGGAGAAGAAGAUUAGUGACCUCUUUAAAUCCCAACCAAAAGUCUACAGCACAUUUGCAGAUGAACUGGCAGAUUACAUCCAGGUUCAGAAGGCUCGUGGAAUCACCCCAAAGGCCAAUCAAGUUCUUCCUCAAGAUGGCACACAAAAGGAGGAUGCAAACAAAGAAGAAGAAAAUCAAGAAGAAUUAGCAGAGUGGGAUAUGAUAGAAACAAAUCAAGCUAUCCCUUCCAAUUCCAACCCUUCUCAUAUGUCCCACCCGGGAAUGUGGCAUCCUCCUUAUCCGGGUCCACCCUGGCCACCUCAUGGACGGGACUUCAACUGCCCUCCUCCCCUCCUCCAAUGCUCAGUUUCCUCACAGUCCACCAGCUGGCCCACAAACAGCAGACGGCAAAGAAGACUUUCUAGUUCCUCCACAUACACCACCUCCUCAUCCACAACCCAUUCCUCCGACAGCACUCUCACAAGUGACAGUGAAGCAAGUGAGCAUAGGCCCAGAGAAAAGAGGAGGGUUCUAAGAACCAAGAGGGACAGAGGCAGGAAGGGAGGAGAUGAAGUCUCAGAGAAGGGGGAAAGGAGGAAGAAACGCCGGAGGCAAGAGAGUGAUUAUGACUCAGAGGAGAAGGGAAGAGAGCAGUCUGUGGAUUCAGAGGAGGAGGCAAGGAGAAAAAAGCUAAAAAUUCAUGGCAAGUGGAGACGACAAGAAAGAAAACACAAGCAGGAGAACUUUGAAGCAGUUAAAGCCGAAAGGCAGAUGGAAACUUUACAGCCAGAACAUACAGCGGAGGAUAGAAAUGAGACGGAAGUACAUUUACAGUCUGACUUUAACAUUGAGCAAAGUGACAGUGGACACGACAAGCCAACCAAACCCAAAUACAGGAAAGAGAAGAAGAAAACAAAAGAGAGAGUAGACACUAGGACAGAGGAGGAGAAGCUGUGGGACGACUCUAUUCUGGGUUGUUGAACUGGCAGGAGCAGCUGACCCCUGUCCUCUGAACUUUCCACUUUUUGCAAAUAUAAAAUUAUUAAAGAAUCAAGUUAAAUUAUUUUACUUUUUACUAUAAUGUUAAGUAAUAUAAUGCAAUCCUUUUGCACAGCGAACUGUUGGCUGCGGCGUUUAUACCUGUUCUUGUCAAAUUAUGCUUUAGUCUUAUCGCAUCACUGAUUAACUGUCAAUGAAGAAUUUCUGCUUCUGCCAAGAAUUUGAUCAAGUGUAAUCCUUACUGCGGUCUGUGGUUGGCGCUGUUGAGCUUCAUUCAGAACAUCAGUAAAAAAAAAAGUUCAUAGAUGCUGGAAGCUUAGUCAUUUCAUUCCUUCUGGACUUCUGGGUGCUUUCACUCACAGGUCCAAAGUCUGAAAGAAGGCUGUAAGAGAUGUUUAAAGGGUCAACAUAUGCCGGAUUUAGAGAAUACUUGAUGGAUAAAUUAUGGGUGUGUUGCACACAGAGCAGCAUAUCACAAGCACAAAAGAUGAGAAAGAUUGUAGAGUGCUGAGGCAUUUCCUUAUUCUGCAAUGAAGAGUGUGCAUGCCAAUAUGUUGUGGAUGUAGUUGCACAUCCAAACAACACAUGUGAUGUUUGGGGUCAUACAGGUGCACAGGUUGAAGUGAGUACAGAUCCUCAGAAACCUCAGAAAACAAGUUUAGCAUGACAAGUUGAACAAAGCUAGUUCACAGUACCUGCAGAAAAGGAAAGUCAAUAUUUAAUCAGCUACGUUUGCAGCAGAAAAAAUGUGUUUUUAAUUUAAAUGUAAAUUCUUUUUUUGACUCCCAAGAAUCCCCUCAGAAGAGUUUUACAUGCAGCUCUGGGCAUUUGAAUGGUGCAGCAGUGUAACAGGCCAAUCUGUUUGUUCUUUUGUGCACAUCAAAGCUGCUCCUAGGAAAGCCUUUACACAUUUUCUUUUAUUUUAAAUAUAUAUAUGUAUAUAAUGAAUUAUCUUAAUGUGCCUGAUUUGCAUAGUGAAUACUGGACAAACUUGAUAAAAUAUUCUACAUUUUUCUAAGCUGUGAACGGAAGAAGGAUUAUAAAGCAGGGAUUUGCACAAAAGAGUUUGCCAUUGUGUUUAAUAAUUAUUCAAAAGCUUACAUCCUAAUUACAGAGAGUGAUGCUAAA